AUGAAGCUCGUGUCUCUGGUGCGUCGAUCCCGGGGAACCACGAACGGCGGCAAAGGCCACCACAUCCAGAUCAUCUCCAACACGAACCGGAACAGCCGCCAGGCGCUCUUCCUUGACCCCAAGAGUAACCACCCUUUCGAGGAGAUCUUGCGCAAUGUGACCGAGAUGUUGGACAUGGAGAAUCCGCCCUGCCGCGCCCUCUAUAGCCUCAACCCGCCGUAUAAGAAGGAAGGAGAGACGUUGUCUGACGGUGGACAAAACAUUGACAGCGGCAGCUUCAUGGACUCAAUUGGUAAAAAGAAGAGCAUCUUGCGCAUCCUUAGCCGCUUCGCCGAGAAGACGUCCAUGGUGGGAGUCCCCUACAUCAACAACGCCAAGCUCUGGUGGGCGAAGCUGAUCUGGUGUUUCCUGCUCCUGUGUGCCUUGGGGGCGAUGAACCUGCACCUAUGGUAUCUCCUAAACCAGUUCUUCUCUUGGCCUACUGUUACCAAGGUGGAGCUUGGAUUCUCGGAUCUCCGCUUUCCACAGAUAACUGUUUGCAACGUCAAUGUGUUACAUAAAGGGAAGCUUGCUAAGUAUGCUGGUGCCUAUACGCUGAAACAGUUAGUGUACACAAUGAAACCAGAGAACGUCGCACCGAAUCAGUUCAAUCCAUAUUAUGAUCCUAAUAAAAAUGAAUCACCUAGUGAUGAUGAAGAAAAUGAAUCACCUAGUGAUGAAUCAUCUGGUGACGCAGACCAGACGCAAGGUCCUUCAUCUUUUAACACAGGCAAACCAAUUUCUAACAAGCGUCGUAAGCGGUAUGUGGACACGUACGGGGAUAUUGACCCCUCAAAGUACGACCCAAACAAACCGCCUUCGCCCCCUCCGCUGCACAAAGAGUACGAUGGCAAGAAGGACUCACAGGAAGAGAUAGAACUCGCCUUUAGUACGCUCUACAUGAAUAUAAAUAGGAUUGACCGGGCACGACUCGGACACAACAUCAGCCAUAUGCUACUCAGCUGCACUUUCAACGGCCGCGUCUGUGACGCAGGGAUGUUCCGCCAUCACGACACGGUCGAGUACGGUAACUGCUGGACGCUCGACAAUGACAAGUUUACCGUGAUGACGCCUGGACCGGAAGGGGGCCUGAAACUCGUGCUUUUCAUGGAGUCCAUGGAGUACCUAGAGGGGAUCACGUGCGGAUACGGAGCCCGAAUACAGGUGCACGAGCCAGGCACCUAUCCGCAUCCCGUGCAUGAGGGAAUGCACGUGCCCGCAGCCAUGGCAACAUCCAUCGGGCUCAAACUGGUCGCGUUCGAGCGUCUGAACGGACCAUACGGGGACUGCGAUUUGGGCGCGGACUUCCAGGCCAGGUACGGAGUUAGAUACACGAGGCGCUCUUGCUACUCCGCGUGCGUGCUUGAGGAUAUCGUGGGCACGUGCGGUUGCCAUAGCGACGAUGCGGAGUACUUUGCACAGCGCCUCAACGACUCGCUGAUACGGUGUAGAACUUUAAAUGAGACGACGUGUCAAGUCGGUGUUAAACGCCGCUAUGAGACGAUGGAGUCUCGGUGCAAAUGCCCGAACCCUUGCAAGGAGGUGGUAUACGACAAAAGUGUGAGUCAGCGACAAUGGCCUACAGACAACUACGCGAAGGUGCUGUUGGAAGGCGUGUGUAAUAUGGACAAGGAGGAAUGCAAGAAUCUCAGAACAAAAUUGGCCGAUCAACGGGGUCUUAGUAACAAUUUCCUGCGACUGGACAUUUACUAUGAAGAUUUGAACUUCGAGAUGAUAAAGGAGUACCCUGAAAUCGAGUGGCAGCAGUUCCUGUCGGACGUUGGUGGCGCCAUUGGUCUGUGGAUCGGCCUCUCCAUGCUAAGCCUCUGCGAAGUCGCGCAGCUCCUCGUAGAACUUUGCAAUUUUGCGGUCAGCAAGGCCGCCAGUGAGCGCCGACGGGACGGUAAACGUGAGGAACGCGACCACUCGGCUUCCUAUUCAAGAAGUCAGCUGGUCACAUCAAUCGGAAACGGGACUACUCUGCGACCACUUCCGGCUAUCAGUACAACUACAGCGACCGGAAACGUGGAUUCAAUGACCAGUGGCAAGACAUGAAGUUUGCUGUUAAAGUCCCAGACGCCUAUUUGAAUAGACGCUCUUAUGGUUUGCAAAAUAAUGGAUAUAGUUCUCCGUUUUAAAAUGCACUGAACGAUGCCUUCUGUGUUGUUACAUCUCAAUUCAGGAUUGACUGGGUGCGAUUCUUCUGUAUACAAUGGGCAUUGAAAGGGCAUGAACCUUUCUUUUCAAUGGGUAUUGAAAGGGGUAUGAACCUUGGUCUUUCCUUUUCAUCGUUCUAUAUAUAAAUGGAUAUUAAAUAUGGCAAAUUUUUACUGAAUUGUGCAUAAAGAUGUAGAAAUAUUAUUUGCUAUUUUAGAACGUAAUUACAUACAAAGAUUUUAUUCAAAUAAUUUAAAGGACUGACUCGUUCAGGUAGAAAAUGCGAAUAGAGAUCGCAAUCUGUAAAAACAUUUUGACAAUCGUAUUGUACACUUUUAUAUAGAACUUUACAUAACCGUUUUUUAGCUUUUUGUCCGUCGUGCUUCGUCCGUCGUCAACAUUUUGCCUUGUUAACACUCUAAAGGCUACAUUUGUUGCCUGAUCUUCCUGAAACUUGGUCCAAAGAUUUGUCCUAAUUAUAUCUUGGUUGAGUUUAAAACUGAAUCACAAUAGGUGCAGGCACCCACUGAUUCAAAUCAAAAAUCACAUGACACAUUGAAUAAUAUCUGAGCAUGUUUAUGUCGGACUGAAGCCCGUGUGUCGUUGUCCCUUCCGACUGACUGCCAAAGUAAAACUGACCCCCUGAUUGUUUUAGAAGCUUUAUCAUUAUAUUGUCACAAAUUUCAUUAAACAUGAAUGUUUGCCUUCUUUUCACAACAAUAUCCAUUUUUAUACCAGCAUCGUCCAGAGCAGAGGACAUUCGCUCAGGGCGGUGUACAUGUCGGUACCAUAAUAAUCACUCUGCAAUAAAGCAAAUACUAAUAUAAGUAUCGAAUGAAAUAGAAAUAAACAUCUGAAACUA
Messenger RNA from Dreissena polymorpha, 3058 nucleotides. RefSeq names its product amiloride-sensitive sodium channel subunit beta-like. Gene Ontology annotation, cellular component: membrane. The record is from RefSeq and is a predicted model, not a curated record. The coding region runs from base 1 to 2094 and encodes 697 amino acids. Gene Ontology annotation, molecular function: ligand-gated sodium channel activity. Gene Ontology annotation, biological process: intracellular signal transduction; sodium ion transmembrane transport. NCBI's taxonomy places the organism in Eukaryota, Metazoa, Mollusca, Bivalvia, Myida, Dreissenidae. The transcript has 13 exons.